GGCUAGAUAAUCAAAUGCGCUGACUCCCCGGCCAAAUGCGAACGGCGACGUGAAUCGUGAUCGUCGUCGUUGCCCGGUCGACUUGGACUGUGGUCCUUAAAUACUUCCUUCUGCUGUUAUUUCUUUCUGAUGCACGGAAAAAAAUUAAACAAGGUUGUAAAACAGGCCGUGAAACCUCACAUGCCCUUGUUGACGACAGCGUGCUUUUCGUCAUAUCCCUCAAAAUUUUUUUUAUCUAUCCGCUCAAAUUUUAACAUGGGUAGCCUUGAAACGCUCUUGCAUCCAUGCGAUCGAUCGCCUUUUUGAAUUUUUUUUUUUUGGAUUUCGAAUCGCUUAGCUCUGUCCCUGUCAAUGUAAGAGCUAUUUUUCUAAAACAAUGAUCCGUUCUGGAGAAUGCCCGGCUCUGUUUUUGAGUGCUCUGAUGCUAUUCUGGUUUUUAUAUCGACGAAACAACUUCUAUUUUUGCCUCCCGACAGUUAGAUGGGACAUGGAGUUCGCCAAAUUGCAUGCUGGCUAAUGGGGUCUAUUUUAGGUUUUCAAGUCUUUUCUGUUCGCCAAAUCGAUGGCUACCAAAUUGGGAAUAUGUUAGGUUUAUUAGGCCUUUUCUAUGCAAUUCCCGACUUGGGUUUUGCUGAAUCAAAAUGGGUCCUUCAGAGGAGUCGGCAUUGCCCUCAAAUAAUGCUGGGCUUGUUGAUGGCUCCUCUACCCAUGGAAGUGUCCGCUUCAUUGAUUCUCUGCCCGUUCACGUCAAAGAGUUCAUUGCAGGUGGCGCCGCCGGUGCCUUCGCAAAUACCGCCGUCGCGCUGCUCGACCGGAGUAAGAUACUUCUGCAGACAAGAAUUGAAGGGUUUCAUUCUCUACGGUUGUGCCCAUCCCUGAAGAAGUUACUGAAGCAUGAAGGUGUACAAGGGCCUUAUAAAGGAAGUGGCGCCAAUGUCCUCAGUAUAGUUCCCUAUGCAGCAAUAUAUUACAUGACGUUUGAGCGGUGUCGAUAUUGGGUUUUGAAAAACUACCCUUCCUUUGGAUCGGGGCCUUGUUUGGAUCUUUUAGCUGGCUCUGCAGCUGGAGGGGCAGCAGUUUUAUGCACAUACCCCCUGGAUUUAGCUCGAACCAAGCUUGCUUAUCAGGCCAUGGACAAGAGACAAAGUUUCAGGACUGGAACGAGUGCUAUUCAUUCCCAUGCUGCAUAUUACUGUUUGCAAGAUGUCCUUAAGAAUGUCUACAAGGAAGGUGGAGUGCGGGCUCUGUAUCAAGGCAUAGGUCCAACACUUGUGGGAGUGCUUCCUUAUGCUGGCUUAAAGUUCUAUGUAUAUGAAGAGCUUAAGAGACAGGUUCCUGAAGAACACCAAAAGUCCAUCACAAUGCAACUUUCUUGUGGAGCUGUGGCUGGGUUUCUUGGGCAGACCUUCACAUACCCAUUGGAUGUUGUUCGGGAACAAAUGCAGGUUGAGAGUCUACAUGAGGGUGAUGCCAGAUACAAGAAGAACACAAUGGAACGGUUGAUCAAUAUUGUGCGUAAUCCAGGAUGUAGACAGUUGUUUGCAGGCCUGAAGAUUAAUUAUAUGAAGGCUGUUCCCUCGGCAGCCAUUGGUUUCACAGCAUAUGACAUGAUGAAGUCUUGGAUGUGUGUUACAUCUCAGCAAAAGUUUUGAUGGGUAUCUGCAGAGCAUGAAAUGGUCACCAGAUUGCCUAUGAACACAAGUUCACAUCAUCAAUAUAUGAAGAUUUUUCCACCACAGUUGAUAGGCAAUAGUUUCCUUUGCUCAGUGUCGCUGCUCACACAAUUGGGUUGCAAUGGUGAAUCAUGAAUCAGUGAUUUCUCUCAUCAACUUGACUUUAUUGGCCCCUCUGUUUUCAUGGUUAUGACUUUGGAGGCAGGCUGGAAUGCUUACUGCUUUUAAGAUCAAUUAUAUGCCUUGUCCUGGAUUUCAGCUAGGAAAAAUUCAUGCGAGAAAUCUGCAGCUCGUAGCAGGUGGCAGCACUCCUGUUUAUGCUGAUUUAAUUCUUGGGUAAGCUUGUUUGACAAGUUUAGAGGCAUUUUUUUUCAAUCAACAGAGAACAAUUUAAUCAACAAAGAGAAAUUUUCAAACAAUUAUGUUUCAGUUUUGACAAGGUUUUGGUUCUGAAGGUGCCAUUUUUGUGAUGAACAUACAUGUGCAAAGGUAGUGAAGGAGAUUAAUUCAUGUCAAUUUCUUGCUGUAAUGUGAUAUUUAGUCCAGAUUUUCAUUCAUAGAUUCCUAAUGGUUUGAUUGUGGGCAUUCAAAUGUC
Molecule: messenger RNA, 2268 nt
Organism: Malania oleifera
Lineage: Eukaryota; Viridiplantae; Streptophyta; Magnoliopsida; Santalales; Ximeniaceae
Product: mitochondrial carrier protein CoAc1-like
Exons: 7
Coding region: 642-1652 (336 amino acids)
Biological process (GO): transmembrane transport
Source: RefSeq, a predicted model, not a curated record